Molecule: messenger RNA, 1450 nt
Organism: Ceraceosorus guamensis
Lineage: Eukaryota; Fungi; Basidiomycota; Exobasidiomycetes; Ceraceosorales; Ceraceosoraceae
Exons: 2
Coding region: 100-1209 (369 amino acids)
Biological process (GO): apoptotic DNA fragmentation
Cellular component (GO): nucleus; mitochondrial inner membrane
Molecular function (GO): metal ion binding; single-stranded DNA endonuclease activity; nucleic acid binding
Source: RefSeq, a predicted model, not a curated record
AUCAGCCAAGGCAACCCUCCCUCCAUCCAAUGCGCGUCUAUCCGGUAUGACGACUGACCUCACAGGUGCACGUGUCCAUAAGGUCCUCAAAAGCUCGUCAUGUCGCACUUGGCUCUGCCAAUAGGCGUGUUCGGCGUCGGCGUGGCUCUGGGUGCAGCAGGAGCUUCCGCAAUUCAACGGAAUGAAACACAGCGAAAGGAAAAGGCGAUGGUCUCUGCGAUUGCGGCGAGUGAAGCAGCUUCGAAAUCGCCCGACACAGCGCUUCAGCUUGCUAGGCGAAGUUGGUGGGGUGCCAGUGCACCCACUUCAGAUUUGCUAGUCCACGCUGCUUACGUCUCGGCUUACGAUCGGCGACUGCGCCAUCCCAGCUGGACAGCAGAGCACUUGACCGCAACGUCCAUUCAACGCCCUCCCGUCGUACCAGGAACACCACCAGCCGGCUCUCCCGAUCGGUCGCGCUCGGUGUUCAAGGAAGACCCUCGCAUUCCUCUUCCGUUCCGUGCUCGCAUGGCAGAUUACUUCAGAUCAGGAUACGACAGGGGUCACAUGGUCCCAGCAGCCGAUGCUAAGUCGUCUCAGACAGCAUUGGACGAGACUUUCUACUUGACCAAUAUAGCUCCCCAAGUCGGCGAAGGAUUCAAUCGCGAUUAUUGGGCUCAUUUUGAAGACUUUACAAGGAGAUUGACUGGCAGGUUCGCUGACGUGUACGUCUUCACGGUGCCGCUGUACCUACCACGCAGGGAUAUUGAUGGAAAGUAUCGGGUAACCUACGAAGUGAUUGGAGAACCUUCAAACGUUGCUGUGCCCACCCACUUUGCCAAAGUGAUACUGGCGAGUGGUUUGCCUGUCCCGACACGGACGCAGAGCGCUCCAGCAGCCUUGCCAGCUCCCUCAAAUCCAAGCCCGUCGGUGCCAUCACCUACCAAUCUCACAGCAUCUAUCGUGUCAGGAAGGGGCCCAACGCUGCUCGGAGCUUUCGUUCUUCCCAACGCCAUCAUUCCAAACGAAGUUCCACUCCGCAACUUCAUCGUGCCAGUCGAGAGCGUCGAAAAAGCUUCAGGGGUCAAUUUCUUCCCGGAUCACAUCAAACAGGUCUCCAAGGCCCUGUGCGACGGGACGGACUGCAGCAUCAUCGUGCGAGAAUUCAAGGACAGAAGCUCAAGCAGGCCGUCAACCCCUUCACCGCUUCCCGCAGGUCGCCAGAGGUAGCUUUUAGAGCAAUGUAAUGGCGUCGUUGCAAUGCUUGCCCAAACUGCGCCAUGUGGAAGUGCGCACAAUGGCGGAUCUAAGGGUGUCAAGAUGGUUAGAAAGGGGAGUCGCGUCGUCAGAUUGGGAACAGACAUGUCACAGGCGGGAACGAAAGAUUUCAUUUUUUGAAAGGAAAAGAAGCUCGAAAGCGCCGAGACAGCGAUGCCUGACUUUGUGUUCGACCCUUGCUUUGAAAAUGGUG